AUGGAUCACCAACGGAACGCGUCGAUCGCGAGCGCGAUGAGCGGCGCCGGUAGCGACUUCCUCUCCGCCGAGGACGACGAGCCGGUGACCCUGGAGGGAUCCCCCGUUCCCCUCGCGUCCCCGCGGGGCGAGGUGGUGCGAUUGAAAGACCUGCUCCAGGAGAGGGACGAGCACAUCGAGAGGCUCAAGACGCAGCUGAAGGAGACGGUCGACAAGGGCGAAUCGUUCAGGGCCAAGCUUCACGCGGCCAUCAAGAAGGGCAAGUCGAUCGAGGCUGAGAGAAACGAGCUGCGCGCUCGUCUGGAGCAAUCGCCCGCGGGGUCCGUGUCCGGUGACGCCCCGGGGCCGGGAAGCGAUCCCCCGUCCACCCCGACCGCGUCCAUCGAGGAGCUCGACGCCCUCAGAAAGGAGCUCGACGACGCCAAGAAGGCCGCCGCGUCCGCCGAGAAGAAGCUCGCGGUGAUGAGAGCCAUGAGCGAGGCCGACUCUAAGAAAAACGGCGACGCCGCCGUCGAACUCGACAGCCUCCGCGAGCGAUGCGCGGAGGCGGAGGCGAACCUUGACAAGGCUCAAAAAGAGCUCGACGCCACCGCCGAGGAGCUCGACGCCUCGCGACGAUUGUGCGAGACCAAAACCGUCGCCGCGGAGCGCCUGGACGAGGCGCUCCGCGAGGCGACGAAGAAGGCUGAGGCGAAACAGAAGCGGACAGAAGCGGCGGAGGCGACGCGAGCCGGCGACGCCGAGCGACGCGCCGCGAGCGCCGAGGGCGAGCUCGCAUCCCUUCGCGUCGAGCUGUCGAAGGUUCGCGCGGCCGCGGCGUCGCGAAAAGAGGAGUUGGAGGCGCUAAGGCGGGAGCUGGCGGAGCUCGCCGACGCGUCAGCCGACGAGUUACAAAUCGCGGACGACGCGAGAUCAAAAGCGGAGACGGAGCGCGACGAGGCUUUGGACCGAUUAAAAACGGCGGAGUCGGUCAAGGCGCAGGCGGAGGUCCGAACGGCCGAGGCGGAGGAACGCGCGGACGCGGCGGAGGCGGAGGCGGAGCGGCUGCUCGAGGAAUCGGAGGAGCGCGGCUGUCGAUUCACCAUGGUGCAGUCGCAGUACGCUAAAAAGGAGGAGGAACUCUCGGCGGAGGUGGAGCGACUGAGGAGGGAAUCGGCGACCCGACCUCCGGCUGACGAGGAGACGGCCGGGCUGAGGGAAUCACUCGACGGGCUGAGGGAAUCGCUGGCGCGCGCGGAGCGGGCCGCGGAGGAGGCCGAGGCGAGAGCGGAGAAAGCGGAGGCCGAGGCGAGAGCGCAGAAAGCGGAGAAAGCGGAGGCGAAGAAUCGCGAAGAACUGGGGACGGCGGAGGCGGACGAGGCCGGGAACGAGGCGCACGUCGCGAGGGUGGGCGAGCUCGAGCGCAUCGUCGAAAGUCUCAGGCGGGAGCUCGGCGACGCCAGGGAGGAGAUCGCGCGGGCCGAACGAGCCUCCGAACGAGCGGCUGAAGACUCGGAUAAAAACGCCGAGGGAUCGCGGCCGCCCGCGCCGGGAUCGAACGACGAAUCCGUCCUUUUCAAGCGCGUCGAGUCCGCGGAGGCCCUCGCCAAGCGUCUCAGGGUCACCGUCGAGUCUCUCGAGAGGGAUAACAAGAGCCUGCAGUGGCAGAUAUCCAUGAGCGCGGGCUCGCGGGCGGGCGGCGACGGAACCUGA
Molecule: messenger RNA, 1692 nt
Organism: Micromonas commoda
Lineage: Eukaryota; Viridiplantae; Chlorophyta; Mamiellophyceae; Mamiellales; Mamiellaceae
Exons: 3
Coding region: 1-1692 (563 amino acids)
Source: RefSeq, a predicted model, not a curated record